Malassezia japonica is the source of this 1794-nucleotide messenger RNA. RefSeq names its product non-specific serine/threonine protein kinase. The transcript has a single exon. Gene Ontology annotation, molecular function: protein serine/threonine kinase activity; ATP binding. NCBI's taxonomy places the organism in Eukaryota, Fungi, Basidiomycota, Malasseziomycetes, Malasseziales, Malasseziaceae. Gene Ontology annotation, cellular component: cytoplasm. Gene Ontology annotation, biological process: intracellular signal transduction; protein phosphorylation. Bases 1 to 1794 code for a protein of 597 amino acids. The record is from RefSeq and is a predicted model, not a curated record.
AUGCCGCCACAUCUGCGGCGGACGCUGCCGCGGUACAACUCGCAGCGGUCGCAUCCGCAGAACGCUGCGCCGCUCGAACACCCGGACUGGCCGCCGUACGUCGCGCCAACUGCCUCGGUGCUGACGCCGACGGCCGUCGCGCGCUUGGGCGACGGGUCCGACAUGGGCUUUGGGCAGGAAGGGUCGAACGCAGCAUCGCGGCCAGUCUUGCACAACUACGACAGCACGUCGCGGUCUAGCGUACCGGCGGCGCGCCUUGCAGAGUACCGCAGGACGCACUCGAUGCUCAAGGGGCCUUCGCACCAGCGCCACGCGCACUUUGCGACCGAGUCGCCGCGUGCGGCCGCACGCACGCGCCUAGGCCCGCCGCCUGUCUUGCACAAGCUGCAGCGCCGUGGCAUAGGCUUGCACGCGGAUGCGCUGCCGCCCGCCGACGGCGCGGGCAUGAAUGAUUCGGUGGAUGACACGAUCCGGCAUACACUGCAUGUCCUCAAAGGCCACGAACAGCAGGCGAUGGGUGACAAUGUCCAGCGGAUCGAGUUGCCGAAUGGCGGCCCCGUGUUCCAUCUCACGACUACGCCCAUGUCUCAGUUUGCCGAGCACGAGCCACAAGCGCUCGAUUCACCGCAACCCUCGACUGAGUUUGCGCUGACCGAUCCUAUCCGGCCGCUGAUGCGCGACUCGGUGGCGCCUGCUGCGUCCAAGCCCACGCCCAAGGCGUCGAUUGCCCAACAUGUGGACGAGAGUGUGCUGAAUGCCGCGUUCAAGGAAAAAUACACGGUCGAAGAGGAGCUUGGCUCAGGUGGCUUUGGCUUUGUGGUCGGUGCCACGCGCAAGUCUGACAAUGUCAAGGUCGCGGUCAAGUUUAUCUGGCGGCACAAGGUGCCCAAGCACCAGUGGGUGCACGAUCCGCACUACGGCCCCAUUCCGAUGGAGGUCUUUGUGCUGAAGAUUGUGCGGCAUCCCAACAUUAUCCGGUUCGUCGACCUGUUCCAAGACGGGCGCUUCUUUUACCUGGUCAUGGAACGCCACGGCUCCGACUGGAACUUGGAGCCGAAAGAGGGCGAAUCUGCUCACGACUCCGUCCGGACCGUGGCCGAGGUCGCAAAGCAGACUGUGCCCGACGACACGCCUGCGCUCCUCGCGCCGAGCGGUGUCUUGGGCAGCGUUGCGCCGCCCCUACAGAAUGUGCCGAAUCUCAAGGUGUGCACGCCGAGUGACCUGUUUGAGUGCAUCGACAAGCACUCGUACCUUUCGGAAAAAACGUCGCAGUGGAUCUUUGCCCAGGUGGUCGAGGCCGUGUACUAUCUGUCGACGCUCGGCAUCUACCACUGCGACAUAAAAGAUGAAAACUGUGUGAUUGACGCUGACUUCAACGUAAAACUGAUCGACUUUGGCUCCUCUGUGAUUACCGACGCACGGAAACCCCAGCCUCUGUACAGUAAAUUCUUUGGGACCAUGACCUUUGCCAGCGCAGAAAUCCUCCGUGGACAACCCUACCGCGCACCGAGCGCCGAGGUGUGGAGUCUGGGCGUCCUGCUCAGCAUCCUCAUCACAGGCAACUGCCCAUUUGCACACCCCGACGCCGCCGUGCGCGGCGAACUGUCCACCCCGCGUGGAUUCUACAGCCAGGGCGCAUGGGACGUGCUUGUUUCGUGUCUCACCGUGGACGUCGACAAGCGCAUCUCCAUCGCGAACCUGCGCACUCAUCCAUGGGUUGCUCGCGCUUGGGAAGGCCGGCCACGCACGCCGAUCUCCGAACGCAACCCCGUUAAUGACCUGCAUAAUGACUAG